AUGGACCACAGUGUGUUUGGUUUUAUUGAACGAGAGGACUCUGCUGCGAUAGAGCGGGAGUUCUCACAGGAAAAUAUAAAUUUUGUGAAUGCCGACGGGUACACGCCGCUGUAUUAUGCCUCUAUGAAGAAGAACGUAGGAACACGCACAGUCGAACAGUUGCUUAGCCUUGGAGCAGAAGUGGAUAUGAAGGGUUUCGAUGAUGAGACCCCGCUUUACAUUGCCUGCUUCAACGGCAAAAUAAAAGUGGUACUGUUACUUCUGGAGAAUGGUGCCGAUGUCAACGCCAAAAAUGGCCGUGACGAUGAAACACCUUUGCAUGUGGCGGCUCGCAUAGGCAAUUGCGCCCUAAUUGCUCUUCUUGUGGAACGAGGGGCGAAUCUGGAUGCGCAAAACUUCAGGGGGGAAACUCCUCUUUACUUGGCAGCCAAGGCCGGUUUUCACAAUGCUGUUUACCAACUUAUGAAUGCUGGGGCUGACGUCAACAUAUACGACGUUGACGGCAAGGACCCUCUGUAUGUGGCCUCCGAGAGGCGGCUAAAACAUGUGGUCAUCCUUUUAAAAAACAGCCUUCAAGAUCUUGUUAUUGCAAAGGCAAUGGCGGAUAAGGAACUUCAGUUGCGCCCGCCCUCAAUCAAGUCUACCGAGUUGAUUCUUGAGGAGGCAGAAAAGGAUGCUGCGGCUGGUCGACCUAUUCAUCAUGCUUUUUUUCUGUCAAAGUCAGUUAAGGAGGCAAAGCCGCUUGAAAUUGUUCAAAUCACUGUGCCCCGCCCAAAGGCGGGUCCACGCAACCCUUUUGCGGCACCACCGAGUGGCCCAUGUCGCUCACUUGAGGAGGUGGGAUAUGAUGAGCCUCCCGCGCUACCACCCUCUUUCAUGGAUCAAACUCCAGCGAUACCGGAACGUAUCGGGGGAACUUCGAUGCGCAUCGGUACGGGUGUUAAAACUAUGGGUGCAGAGCCUCCAAGGAUAAGCUGCGUUCCUGGGGACUGCAUGGAGUUCUCUAUGCCUCAACAAAUGUAA
Messenger RNA from Trypanosoma rangeli, 1023 nucleotides. Its product is annotated as ankyrin. Lineage: Eukaryota; Euglenozoa; Kinetoplastea; Trypanosomatida; Trypanosomatidae. Gene Ontology annotation, molecular function: protein binding. The record is from RefSeq and is a predicted model, not a curated record. The transcript has a single exon. The coding region runs from base 1 to 1023 and encodes 340 amino acids.